This is a messenger RNA of Stegodyphus dumicola, 944 nucleotides long. RefSeq names its product teneurin-a-like. The record is from RefSeq and is a predicted model, not a curated record. Lineage: Eukaryota; Metazoa; Arthropoda; Arachnida; Araneae; Eresidae. Gene Ontology annotation, biological process: motor neuron axon guidance.
UUUUUCUAGGUACUGAUUUAAUCAUAACCCAGUAAAAAAUCCCUGCUGCUAGCACAAGAUAAUCUCAUUAACUACACGAAAGGAAUCAUCUUCAACCAAGGCAUUCCGCAUUCUCUGGAAUGGAGGUUUCAAAGAUGACAUUUUCACAGAGAUUGAGUUACCAGAGAUGACAGAAAACGUCACAUCAGUAAGACAUAAUGUAAUAAAUAUGUGUGUCUUCUUAAAGCAUGGUUUAAACUUAUAAAUUUCUCUAUUUUCUUGUUGAAGAGCUUUCGGAAUUAACAUCCUCUCAGCACAGUCAAACUGAAUUGGCAUGGAAUGUUCAUCUUAGAUAAUAAGAUCUAAUGGAUUCUGUCGGAAAAGCAGGCCGUCUAAAUAGGCCUAGCUCAAGAAUAAGGCGACAGAGAAGCCAUGAGUGGAAAGACUACAGUUCUUCUGACAAUGACGAGGAUCUGGAAAAGCAGGCAUAUAGAUAUGAAGAAAGACAAUAUGAUGAACCUUCAAGGAACAAUCAAGACCUCAGAAAAGAUGAUUCUGGUGCAGAGAGACAUAAUUCUCCUACGGUUAUUACUUCCAAUAAAGGGACCCCCAAUCAAUAUCCUGGGUACAAUUCUUUGCCAAGGCCAGGGCACGGGGGUCCACUUCAAGGGGCCACAGUAGCCCAGAGCGAAGUCGAGGUUGUCAACAAUCCUGCUCCGAAUCAACAAGUUACACCCCUGCAAAGAGACGGAAGCAUGAGAGGCAAUUCGGGGAACGGCGGAAGCUCUCGGGGUCGUAUGUAUCUGUCACUUCAUCGAGGCCCUUCAUCGUCCUCCACAUCAGAUAAUAAUUCUGAUGCUACAUGUACAGAUUCCGAACCAAUCACGAGAAGAGGAGGCAAUCCAUCGUUGGAAGCUCAAAACAGUAAGUUUCGCCUUGCAUUGCAUACAGCAGAUUUUGCAUAA